UCAUGUACGAGCCCGUGUUGCGUAAAGGCCAUUGCCUCCCAGCAUUCGGCUUUCCCGCUGUCCGACCCUGGCUCCAGUGCCAUUUAUUCCACCAUGGCGACACGCGCAGCCUCUCGGGUUUCUGCAAGACAACUAUUACUCGCUACUGUCAUUACGUUAGCCGUUUGCAGCUCCGUCACGUCGGCCGCGAAAUGCUACCCCAAACAGGCUACCACGUCGGCCCCUGCGACUACAACGACGCCAGACAUCAAUUUCGAUUUCCCUGACAAUGAAACCCCGGCAGUCACGGACUCGCCGAAUCAGCAAACGACGGAAGCACCAACGCAGAUGACGACAGAGGCCCCGGACACACCCGAGGUGACCAACCCUACACAAACUGCGGGGUCCUCGGAGUCCAGCAAUGAUGGCACCACCGGCUCCCAGCCGGCUCAAGGCCCAAUCGAGGGAUCAAGUGAAGGCCCUACGCAGUCUUCCACAGAGGGAUCAAGUGCCGAGACCCCAUCGACGUCCGGUAACUCAACCGGAGAGCAUGCCACCUUUGGCGACAUCACCUCAGGAAGCGGCAAGUGCGUCGUUGGUGACCCGAACGCAUAUAUCACUAAGGCCGAUGUGGAUUGGGUCUGGAAGCAGAGGAUGUCGAAAUAUGUGCCGGAGUUCAAGAACUACAUCUUUGACCAGCUCGUGAACAAUAAGGGAAAACUUAGCUACUGUGUGCGUUGGGACAGCACUAACAAGCUCUCGAAAACAGUGGCAUCCAAGUUCGAGGCAAUGCUGAAUCGACAAUUCAAGGCGUGGAACGAGUGGCUUAUCGGGUACGACUGUUGGCCGAUCGACACGAUCGAAGUGAAGAUUGUCGGGUGGGCGACGCGCGAUGCCUCGCUUUUCGACUGGAAGGAUGACUCCCUAGGCACAAUCUACACAACUGAAAAGGACUCCGACGGCGUUCCACAGUGCCCGGAGGCCUGCUACAAGCACAAGGACUUCGCGGCUAACGCUGACACCAGCUCUUGCAAGGGAGAGCCGUUCGACAUGUCACUGUGGCCUACGAAGGGCCAAGGUGGUGGUGCCGGUGGUGACUGGGGUCAGCGUGUCGACGAGGCAUCUAUGGUUGCAUCAAUUGACCAGGAACAACUGAUCAUCGUGGCUCACGAAAUCGGCCACGGUUUCGGCCUUCCCGAUUUCUACGAGACCACUGACCAACCCAACGAGGACUUCCCGGUCUGCAUUAUGAAGGCAGGUUCUUCGCCAACAAUUACGCCUGGUGACGGUUGGAUGCUACGCCGUGUCUUGGAAAACAUCAAGUCCCGUUACAAGUUUUAGGUGACUUCUAUCGAGUGUGCAUGUUGAAAUGACCAUACCUAAUGCCACAGGUAGCGGUCAUCUUGAUGUCGUAAACCCAAAUAAUACUGCAUGUUGAGUCAAAAUGA
Messenger RNA from Phytophthora nicotianae INRA-310, 1427 nucleotides. RefSeq lists its product as hypothetical. The transcript has a single exon. The record is from RefSeq and is a predicted model, not a curated record. The coding region runs from base 94 to 1320 and encodes 408 amino acids. NCBI's taxonomy places the organism in Eukaryota, Oomycota, Peronosporomycetes, Peronosporales, Peronosporaceae.